ACAUCAAUCGGAACGGGUUACGAUCUUUCCAACUCGGUCUUUUCACCAGAUGGCCGUAACUUCCAGGUCGAAUAUGCUGUAAAGGCGGUUGAGAAUGGCAGCACAGCGAUUGGUAUUCGAUGCAAGGACGGUGUCGUCUUGGCUGUGGAGAAGAUCAUCAGCAGCAAGCUCCUCAAGCCCGGGGCGAACAAGAGAAUCGCAACUGUUGAUCGUCACGUCGGCAUUGUAUCGGCGGGUUUGAUCCCCGAUGGUCGUCACUUUGUCUCCCGUGCCCGCGACGAAGCCUCCUCGUGGAGAAGCACGUACAAGGGUCCCAUUCCCACGUCCGCACUUGCGAACCGUCUCGGUGGCUACGCGCAAGCAUACACCUUGUACUCCAGUGUACGGCCAUUUGGCGUGACAUCCAUUAUUGCCGGGUGGGAUAGUGAGGCCGAGUUGCCGGUCGAUGGCCAGGUGGGCUCGGGCCCCAAAUCAGGAGCCGGCGGCAAGGUUCAGGACGCAAAGGCUGGCGGGCCUGGUCUGUACAUGGUCGAACCCAGUGGAUUGUACUGGGGAUACUAUGGCGCUGCGACCGGCAAGGGACGACAAGCGGCCAAGGCCGAAUUGGAGAAGUUGGAUCUCAGUUCGGGGAAGAUGUCGUUGAUGGAGGGUGUCAAGGAGGCGGCUCGUAUCAUCUACGUGGCCCAUGAGGACAGCAAGGACAAGGACUUUGAAUUGGAAAUGUCAUGGAUUAGCUCCAUGGACGGCCCAACCAAGGGCCGUCAUGAGGAGGUGCCCAGGGAGAUUCUCGAGGAAGCCGAGAAAGCCGCACGACGGGCGUUAGACGAUGAUGAGGAGGAAGAAGCAGAUAAGCCUUCCGGAGAGCAGAUGGAGGAGUAA
Messenger RNA from Penicillium diatomitis, 879 nucleotides. Its product is annotated as proteasome core particle subunit alpha 7. The record is from RefSeq and is a predicted model, not a curated record. Gene Ontology annotation, cellular component: proteasome core complex, alpha-subunit complex; proteasome core complex; nucleus. The transcript is spliced from 4 exons. Gene Ontology annotation, biological process: ubiquitin-dependent protein catabolic process. Lineage: Eukaryota; Fungi; Ascomycota; Eurotiomycetes; Eurotiales; Aspergillaceae. The annotation marks the transcript as partial.